UACAUGCGAGAAUCGGUUAUCGUGCAGACAAGUCUCUGUCGUCCUGCUGCGAGGAACGUUUCAACGACGAUCGUGCUAACAAUAAGAGAGAUCGAGAGUGACCGCGAAGAUCGCGCAGGAACGAAGAACGUCUACUAGUCUGAGAACAGCGAGGGACAGAUCGAAGAUGUCUUUCGAAAUUGAGACAAAUCCACCGCGACCUGAAUUUAUGGCUGUGGCCGUAAAAGAACUCAGGGAGACCGAGGAAAACGUGAAGGAAGGCAUCGAGACUCUGAAGAAGUUACUCGAAGCGGAGGAGGAUCUCUACUACAGCACCGACGAAGAGUUACUCAUAAAAUUCCUACGGCCAUGCAAAUUCUAUCCGCAAAGUGCACUGGAACUUAUGCGAAGAGUCGCACACUUCAAGGAGAAGCACCAUGCCCUGUUGUACAAUCUGAUGCCGAAUGACGAAAAAGAAGCCUUCUUGAAUCACAACAUCGUAAACGUCUUGAACUACAGAGAUCACAAGAACCGUAGAAUACUGCUGGUAAAUUGCGGCAAACCUUGGGACCCAUCCAAAGUCACGGCUGAUCAGAUGUUUCGGGUCUUCUACAUCAUCCAUCAGCUGGCCGCGCUGGAACCGGAAACGCAGAUAUGCGGCUCUGUAGUGAUAAUGGACUUUGACGGGCUGUCAAUGAAGCAAGUAAUGGGUCUAUCUCCAUCUUUUAGCAUGACGCUUCUCAGUUUCAUUCAGGACGCGAUGCCGUUGCGCCUGAAAGAGGUUCACAUCGUGAAGCAACCGUUCCUGUUCAACAUGGUGUGGCAAAUGUUCAAGCCAUUCGUCAAGGAGAAGCUGAAGAAGCGUAUGUUCUUCCACGGUACCAAGAUGUCCUCCCUUCACUCUCACAUCCCUCCGAGUCACCUGCCGAAAAAUUACGACGGUCAAUUGCCGCAAAUAAAUUACAGCAGUGCUGACUGGUACCCGUCGAUGAUCCAACACGAGCAUGCGAUUCAGGAAUGGAACACGUAUGGACUUCGUAAGAAAUAAGUCAAAUGUUGUCCAUUGGGCACAUCGUCGUCGUCGUCGUUGUCGUCGAGUCACACAAUCGUGGUGAAGUUAAGGAUUAAUUUGCACAAUUUAUCGGGCAUUGAACUUUGGACGUCGGAAGGAUCCAUUGUGUAUUAUAUAAUGUAAUAGUAUAUAAAGUAAAAUGUAUUUAUGUACAUAA
Messenger RNA from Harpegnathos saltator (Jerdon's jumping ant), 1208 nucleotides. RefSeq names its product clavesin-1. The transcript is spliced from 5 exons. NCBI's taxonomy places the organism in Eukaryota, Metazoa, Arthropoda, Insecta, Hymenoptera, Formicidae. Gene Ontology annotation, molecular function: phosphatidylinositol bisphosphate binding. Gene Ontology annotation, cellular component: membrane. The coding region runs from base 167 to 1027 and encodes 286 amino acids. The record is from RefSeq and is a predicted model, not a curated record.